This is a messenger RNA of Drosophila ananassae, 687 nucleotides long. RefSeq names its product RING finger protein narya. The transcript has a single exon. Gene Ontology annotation, biological process: protein sumoylation; homologous chromosome pairing at meiosis; reciprocal meiotic recombination. NCBI's taxonomy places the organism in Eukaryota, Metazoa, Arthropoda, Insecta, Diptera, Drosophilidae. Gene Ontology annotation, molecular function: SUMO transferase activity. Bases 1 to 687 code for a protein of 228 amino acids. The record is from RefSeq and is a predicted model, not a curated record. Gene Ontology annotation, cellular component: synaptonemal complex.
AUGGAAUCUGUUAUGUUUCGCGUGCACUGCAACAAGUGCUACCAGAGACCAGAUGCAGAAAGCACAGUGCCAUUUUAUCUGUCUCGUUGCCACCACAUUCUGUGCAACUUCUGCCUGAACGAAACUGCUCCGGACAAAAAGUGCGCGGUGUGUGAGCAGCCCUUCCGUGGAGUCCUCCUAACCCAGGACAUGCCCACUAACGUGGCUAACUACUUCGAGGAUCCUAAGCGGUUCCUUAAUUUAUAUAGAAGUAUCUGCAAGUUCCAGGCCGAUCAGCGAGCAUCAGAUGACCGAGGGUUUCUACUGACCAUAAAAAAGUUCGAGGAGAUGCAACGGCAACAUGCAGCCUACCACAAAAUGGAAGCUCAGUUCAAGGACCAAAUAACGCUGGAGAAAGGUCGCCUGGAACACAUCCGCAACUACAAUGCAUACUAUGAGCAGGUUACUGCGGAUUUAGAGCGAUCGAUUGCAGAGGACUCCUUUUUCAGCUUAGACGAUUUGGAAGACCGUCCCACCACUCCCCCUACCGACAGCUCUUCGGAUAGCAACGAGUCAGAAAACACGCAGGACACCUUCGAUCUGGAUAUGGAGAUGAAAUUGGCUUAUAAGAAAAACGGAAGGGAAUCGCCUCUUACUAUCGUUAGACCUCGAACUCCUAGCAUAGACCAUGAAGACUUGAAUUUUUAA